Molecule: messenger RNA, 1916 nt
Organism: Papilio polytes (common Mormon)
Lineage: Eukaryota; Metazoa; Arthropoda; Insecta; Lepidoptera; Papilionidae
Product: lachesin-like
Exons: 8
Coding region: 191-1588 (465 amino acids)
Cellular component (GO): neuron projection
Source: RefSeq, a predicted model, not a curated record
AUCUUUGAAGCUUUCUUGGAAAUAAUGACGACGGUGAAGUUUUGAAGAAAAUUCUCUUAAUCACUACUGCAUUGAAAAAUGAAAUUAUACAGAACGUAAACAUUUACUCAUUAAUAAUUUGAAUAAAAACUUAGUAGAGUACGAUGUACGGAACUUAAGUUAAAAGAGAUCGGUGUAUGAAAAAUUGAAGAUGGUGGAAUCAACGAGAAGAACAAGAGCAUCAUUGGAGACAGGAGGACUACCGCUAGUGUCAACCUUUGCCCUGCUUACAAUAGUAGCUGGACAACUACAGGGUUCUGGGUAUAGCGAACAAGAGCCGGAGUUCCUCUCACCGCUUGAGAAUUUAACAGUCGCCCAAGGCAGAGAUGUUCAUUUCACGUGUACAGUCAACCAUCUAAGCAGUUAUAAGGUGGCCUGGAUAAAAUCUGAUACGAAGGCUAUCCUGGCGAUUCAUACACACAUGGUGACGUUGAACCCACGCUUGUCAGUUAGUCACAACGGCCACAACACGUGGAAGCUGUACAUCAGUAACGUGGAGCCUAAGGAUUCCGGCACAUAUAUGUGUCAGAUCAACACGGUUCCUAUGAUGAGUCAGAUGGGUCACUUGUCUGUAGUGAUACCGCCAGAUAUCGCGGAUGAUGAUGGUUCAGCGGCUAGUGCGCCAGAGGGCGGCAGUGUGGCGCUACGCUGUACUGCCACAGGAGUACCCGGUCCCACUGUCUCGUGGAAGAGGAAUGAAGGUCGUAAUAUCGUAUUCCGGGAUGAAGACGGUAAAGAAAACAAAGUGGUAUACAGCUACGUUGGGUCUACGCUGGUGCUAAAAGGUCUACGCCGAGAGGACAUGGGGACGUAUUUGUGCAUCGCCGCAAAUGGCAUCCCUCCUACUAAAAGUCGACGAUACGAAGUCACUGUUCUAUUUCCGCCUGUAAUCCGCGUGGCAAGUCCCGUGGUGCUACGGGCGACGGACAUGCAGGUCACAUUGCAAUGCUACGUAGAAGCCUCGCCCAGGGCGCUCACGACAUGGCAGCGAGGGAAAUCACAGUCUGGUGGAAAGUUACUGAAUAGCUCCAAGUACAUAAUAUCCGAGGAAGUCGUGAGCGAAUACGGAAUACGAAUGAACCUGACCAUUACGCGCCUUAAGAAGGUGGACUUCGGUGAAUAUACGUGUGCAGCCAUCAAUGGAUAUGGAAAAGCAGAAGGAACAAUUAAUUUAAAAGAAACACCACAGAAGACUACAACUACAACCACAACCACCACCACCACAACAACAACAACUACAACGACCACACCUCGUCCCACAACAACACGACCACCGAAGAAACAUCUUAAGAAACAACCAGAUCGUACCAACCACAACACUUUAGACGCUGACCUACGUCAAGCGGAGCUCAACAAUGCUCUCAACUUUUACAACAUAAAUACAUAUGGGGCUAACAAUUCACAUAAUGAAUACGCUCAGCGGACGGAGAGACAAAAAGUUCGACCCUCCGGACCACCGCGGCAUUUCGUUGUCUACAACAGAAGCCCUUUCUCUACACCUUCUCUAACAAUAUUCAUUACCUACUGCGCAGUUCACAUUGUUAUAUAAUUAAAUACAUCGCAUUGUAACAGUUUAGGUAGUGAUAUAAAAAUGGCUGUUGAAUUUUUUUUAGAUCAUAAGUGAUAUUUUGAGAUUGUUGUAAACAAUUUUUAAAUACGUUUUAAUGUUGAAAUGUUAUGUGCAUUUAUGAAGAAGUUACGAAGCUAUACUUCAGCUUUAGAAUAAUUUUAAAUUAAGACAAUAAAUAAAGGGACAAUAAUUUACUUGUAUUUCAUGAUUAAAAUAUAUCGUGAAUCAAAAUAUCAUGAUUGCCAUAUCAUUCUGGAUUUGAUAAGAAUUUACGAGUAUGAGAAUUUUAUAAUAUUAUUUAAUUUAA